Molecule: messenger RNA, 2739 nt
Organism: Carlito syrichta (Philippine tarsier)
Lineage: Eukaryota; Metazoa; Chordata; Mammalia; Primates; Tarsiidae
Gene: ORC1
Product: origin recognition complex subunit 1
Biological process (GO): DNA replication initiation; mitotic DNA replication checkpoint signaling
Cellular component (GO): nuclear origin of replication recognition complex
Molecular function (GO): ATP binding; ATP hydrolysis activity; chromatin binding
Source: RefSeq, a predicted model, not a curated record
AUGGCACACUACCCCACAAGGCUGAAGACCAGACAGACUUAUUCAUGGGUUGGCAGGCCAUUGUUGGAUCGAAAACUGCACCGCCAAACCUACAAAGAAAUGUGUGUGAAAAUAGAAGGGUGCUCAAGGGAGAUUCACAUCCAGGUUGGACAGUUUGUGUUGAUUGAAGGGAAUGAUGCUGAGAACCCUUAUGUUGCAAAAUUGCUUGAGUUGUUUGAAGAUGAUUCUGAUCCUAAGUCUAAGAAAAUGGCUCGAGUACAGUGGUUUGUCCGAUUCUGUGAAAUCCCUUUCGGUAAACAGCAUUUGUUGGGCCGGAAGCCUGCUGCACAGGAAGUAUUCUUGUAUGAUUACCCUGCCUGUGACGACAACAUUAACGCCGAGACUAUCAUUGGCCCUGUUCGGGUAGUAGCUUUAGCCGCAGAUGAAGUAAUUCCUGUGGAUCUGAAAAAUGAGAAGACAUUCUUUGUGAAGCUGUCUUGGGAUAAAAAGAAGUUCAGACCACUGCCCCCAGAACUAUUUGCCGAGUUGGAUAAAUCACUGGAAGGCAGUGCCAAGUGCCAGAAGCCUGUGAGAGCCAAGACUAAGAGCACAGAAAGCCCUUCUUGGACCCUAACAGAACACGUGGUCAAAAGAAUUGAAUCAAGGCAUUCCACCUCCAAAUCUCGCCAAACUCCUACCCAUCCUGUCACCCCAAGGGCGAGGAAGAGGCUAGAGCUUGGCAGUUUCCCUGGGACACCUAAUACUAGGAUGUCCCAGAAAACUUCAUGUUCCUCCUUGAAUUCUCCAGGAAGAACUAAACGGAAAAUAGCCUUCUCCGAGAUCACCUCGGCCAAGAAGUCUCAGCCUGAUAAACUUAAAACCUUGUCUCCAGUUCCAAAAGCUCCAGAGAAAACUGGACAGAUUCGACUCUCUUGUACUGAGGAUAACAAGAAAGCAUCACCUGAACGUCACAUGGUCCUGAGAACCCGAACUCCAGCUUUGAAAACUACAGAGUUUAGUGAGGAGAGAACACUUACCCCUAUCAGGGGGGGACAGAAAUCCUCAGUGGUGCCUUUUGUGGUUCUGAAACCAGAAAACAAAAAGAGAGAUGCAAAAGAGCCAGAAGUUCAAAAUGAAGUUACCUCCACUCCCCACCGAAUUCGCAGAAAGAGUUCUGUCUUGAGUUUGAAUCGAAUUAAGCAGCAGCUUCGGUUUCUAGGUAAUAGUAAAGAUGACCAAGAAGAGGAAGAGUUUUUGCCAACAGCAGAGAUUCCAGACUCUAUCAAUGAGGAGGAAGAGGCUUUCACACCACUCCUUCCAAGAAGUAAACACAGAAGUGUGUCCAGGAACCUACGCUCUUCCUUGAAACCAUCCUCUCAGACCCUUUCCAACACACCAAAGAAAGCUCCCAAGCCUAGAACACCACGUUGUGCCACUCCUCAGAUCCGUAGCCGAAACCUGGCUGCCCAGGAACCAGCCAAUGUGCUGGAGAAAGCCCGGCUGAGGUUGCAUGUUUCUGCUGUGCCUGAGUCUCUUCCCUGUCGGGAACAGGAAUUCCAAGACAUCUACAACUUUGUGGAAAGCAAACUCCUUGACCAUACUGGAGGGUGCAUGUACAUUUCUGGUGUCCCUGGGACAGGAAAGACUGCCACUGUGCAUGAGGUGGUACGCUGCCUGCAACAGGCAGCCCAAGCAAAUGAUGUUCCUCCCUUUCAAUUCAUUGAGGUCAAUGGCAUGAAGCUGACAGAGCCCCACCAAGUCUAUGUGCAAAUAUUGCAGAAACUAACAGGCCAAAAGGCAACAGCUAGCCAUGCGGCAGAACUGCUAGCAAAGCGAUUUUGCACCCGAGGGUCCUCUCAGGAAGCCACUGUCCUACUUGUGGAUGAGCUUGACCUUCUGUGGACUCACAAACAAGAUGUAAUGUACAAUCUCUUUGACUGGCCCACUCACAAGGAGGCCUGGCUUGUGGUCCUGACCAUUGCCAACACAAUGGACCUGCCAGAGCGAAUCAUGAUGAACCGAGUGUCAAGCCGACUGGGUCUUACCAGGAUGUCCUUCCAGCCCUACACUCACAGCCAGCUGCAGCUGAUCCUGGGGUCCCGACUCAAACGUUUAAAGGCCUUUGAAGAUGAUGCCAUCCAGUUGGUAGCCAGGAAGGUAGCAGCCCUCUCUGGAGAUGCACGACGUUGCCUGGACAUUUGUAGGCGUGCCACAGAGAUCUGUGAGUUCUCGCACCAGAAGCCCAACUCCUCUGGCCUGGUCACCGUAGCCCACUUGAUGAAAGCUGUGGAUGAGAUGUUUUCAUCAUCAUACGUCAUGGCCAUCAAAAAUUCCUCCGUUCUGGAACAGGGCUUCCUGAGAGCCAUCCUUGCAGAAUUCCAUCGGUCAGGACUGGAGGAAGCAACAUUUCAACAGAUAUACAGUCAACAUGUGGCGCUGUGCAGAAUGGAGGGGCUGCCGUACCCCACCAUGUCAGAGACCAUGGCUGUGUGUUCUCAGCUGGGCUCCUGCCGCCUCCUGCUCGUGGAGCCCAGCAGGAACGACCUGCUGCUGCGUGUGCGGCUCAACGUCAGCCAAGAUGAUGUGCUGUUCGCGCUGAAAGAAGAGUGAAGCAGCGCCACGUGGGAGGAUGGCGGUCUGCUGUUUUUAAAGAGGCUGAUUUCUUUUUAAGCACAUGGAAUGAUUGUAGCAAAGUAUAUUGGAUGGAAACGGCUAUCACGUAAUUUGCAGUUUUCUAUUAAAUAAUUUGCUUUUUCCGAG